ACUCCGAACAACGAUGAUACGCUAAGCGACAUUGCCAUGUUUACGAUUAUUCUUUUCGUUAUUCAUCUAUUCUGUACGAUCCAUGCUGCUAACAAAGAAGUGACCAGGAUAGAUGAGAUGCUCACCAAAGAUAGGGAGUUCUACGACCUUUGGCAGCAUCUAAUUACAGUACAAGCUGAUCAAUAUGCCGAACAAUCAAUCGACUUUCCUCUUUCCUAUGCUUCAUUAAAUUCCUGCACGCGUGUACCACCAUCUGAUGGCGAAGAGGUUGCGGAUAGUCUUCGACCGUCUUCCGUAGAUAUUUAUGCAGAUUUGGGACAUUUGUCAACAUUUUGUAAAUCGAACCUUUCGAUGCUGCAAGCAGGUUGGAGAGCUGGUCCUACUACUUCGACUUUAUCCAUCUGA
Messenger RNA from Cylicostephanus goldi, 405 nucleotides. NCBI's taxonomy places the organism in Eukaryota, Metazoa, Nematoda, Chromadorea, Rhabditida, Strongylidae. The record is from the annotation of a GenBank genome assembly.